Molecule: messenger RNA, 1499 nt
Organism: Neofelis nebulosa (Clouded leopard)
Lineage: Eukaryota; Metazoa; Chordata; Mammalia; Carnivora; Felidae
Product: procathepsin L
Exons: 8
Coding region: 203-1204 (333 amino acids)
Biological process (GO): immune response
Cellular component (GO): lysosome
Molecular function (GO): cysteine-type endopeptidase activity
Source: RefSeq, a predicted model, not a curated record
AAGGGUUGUGUGUGUCUGUGGAGUGCGCCUGCGCAGCUGUGGACGCCGUAGGUCAGCUUCUUGGUCUGGGGACCGGUACUGGAGGAGGGGAUUCACCCCAGGGCACGGGCAAGUGUCGGGCGCGUCCCGCGGGAAUAAAAACAUCUGCUUGCCUGGAGUUGGUGAGGCUGAGCCGACGCUGCCUGGAUCCUGUUUUUGAAACAUGAAUCCUUCACUCUUCCUGACUGCCCUUUGCUUGGGAAUAGCCUCAGCUGCUUCAAAAUUCGAUCAAAGUUUAAAUGCACAAUGGUACCAGUGGAAGGCAACACACAAGAGAUUAUAUGGCAUGAAUGAAGAAGGAUGGAGGAGAGCAGUGUGGGAGAAGAAUAUAAAAAUGAUUGAACUGCAUAACCGAGAAUAUAGCCAAGGGAAACAUGGCUUCACAAUGGCAAUGAAUGCUUUUGGUGACAUGACCAAUGAAGAAUUCAGGCAGGUGAUGAAUGGCUUUCAAAACCAGAAGCACAAGAAAGGGAAAGUGUUCCAAGAACCUGUAUUUGCUGAGAUCCCCAAAUCUGUGGAUUGGAGAGAGAAAGGCUAUGUAACUCCUGUGAAGAAUCAGGGUCAGUGUGGUUCUUGUUGGGCUUUUAGUGCAACUGGUGCUCUUGAAGGACAGAUGUUCCAGAAAACUGGCAAACUUGUUUCAUUGAGUGAGCAGAACCUGGUGGACUGCUCUCAGCCUCAAGGCAAUGAGGGCUGCAAUGGUGGCCUAAUGGAUAAUGCCUUCCAGUAUGUUAAGGACAACGGAGGCCUGGACACAGAGGAGUCUUAUCCGUAUCUUGGAAGGGACUCAGAGCCCUGUAACUACAAGCCUGAGUGUUCUGCUGCCAAUGACACCGGCUUUGUGGACAUCCCUCAGCGGGAGAAGGCCCUGAUGAAGGCAGUGGCAACUGUGGGGCCCAUCUCUGUUGCUAUUGAUGCAGGCCAUCAGUCGUUCCAGUUCUAUAAAUCAGGCAUUUAUUAUGAUCCAGACUGCAGCAGCGAAAACCUGGAUCAUGGUGUUCUUGUAGUUGGCUAUGGCUUUGAAGAAACGGAUUCAAGUAAAAAAUUUUGGAUUGUCAAGAACAGUUGGGGUCCAGAAUGGGGCUGGAGUGGCUAUGUAAAAAUGGCCAAAGACCAGAACAACCACUGUGGAAUUGCUACGGCAGCCAGCUAUCCCACUGUGUAAGCUGGUGGAUGGGGUAUUAGAGGACUUAAGGACAGCAUAUCUGGAGGAAUUUUUAUCUUAAAACUGACCAAACCCUUAUGUAACAUAAGACACUUGAAUCAUUGAAGAUCCAAGUUGUGAUUUGAAUUCUGUGACAUUUUUAUAAGGGUAAAACUUUACCACUACCUUAAUUGCUGUUAUAAAUAGCUUUAUAAUGUUGAAGACUCAUUACUUAAUUCUAAGACUUUUGAAUUUUCAUUUUUUCAAAGGAUAUAUAAAACUUUACCUUUUAAAAUAAAUUUUAACUCAACAUGUA